AUGGAUAAAACAAGUUUAACGAAUCUUUUGAGAUUCCCAGGAUAUAAUCAAGCUGUCAUUGGUGAUGCCGCUGUACUUUCUUGUGGUUGUUUGACUUCAGAAGCAGUGUUUACCAAGGAGUAUACCGAAUGUUGCCCCAAUUGCCACGCUGAAGAUGUUUCACUCUUAGCACCAGUUGAGCCACUACGCCAAUUGUACCGAUUUAUUGACCUCCAAGGGCAGAGGAGACCAUCAAAUAGUGAUCGAAGUCGUCGAAGUACUGUAAAGAAGAGUAUCAAGGGUGACGAUGGAUCGACCCAAUUGCCCUCCAAGGUGACUGAAUCGAUGAAUUUAUUGACCUUGUUUCACAAAUAUGCCAAGGAAGAACAACUGGGUGUGUCUGAAGCUGAAUCUAAUUCCACUGUUGCAGCAGUUGAUAUUGCGAAACUGAAGUCAUUUGAGGACGCUUCUCGUGUGCUUAAGGGCACGCCAUCCCAACACUCUGUCUCAGUAUCGCCUCAGAAUCUUCUUCACCAAGGCUCAGACUUGGUGCCUUCAAAUUUACCAAAACAAGAUCCGAAUUUCGAAACCCUACUAGAGUAUGUUAGCGAGCAAAAAGAAUAUAACUUUAGCAAGUGCUUUCCAUUCCAUCGAAAAGUUUGGUCAUUUCCAACACUGCAAUUGAAAUUGAAUUUGGGCUCGGUGAAUCCAUUCAAAUUGGGUGCAUUUGGUAUUAAAAAAUCUAUCAACUCUUCUAUUCACACGUUUAUUGACUUCCACGCGGGCUUAGAGAUAACUCGAUUUGUGCUAUUGAGUGAAAAGAAAUGGGAACUAUAUGAAUAUUUGCUACCGUCUAGAGAAACCAGCAUAGCUCAUACCAAGCCUGUGCUAUUAUGCUGUGGAAAGCUGACUGGUGAAUUCGGCGAGUCACUGAAUAAUCUUAAAUCUGUUGAUACACCAGGUGACCAUGAAACAGUGAAAUCGAACGAAUUUGGCAACACUGCAAAAGCUGAUAAUCAACUACCGAAGAACAACUUGAAGAAACGAUUGGAAUCGUGGGACCAAACUUAUUGUCAUCUAACAAGAAACUUUCUAGUAAUCUCGGGUACAAAGGGGGUUAUGAGAGUAAUCAAUAUAAGUCUGGAGGGACGGUAUCAAAUGGGUGAGCCAAUUUACACGUAUUUAUCGAAUUUCCCAAUUAGAUGUAUCGCAAUAUCUCCCAAUGAAAAUCUUAUCGCUUGCAGCAUAACGGGGAGAGAAAGGAUCUCUGACAAGGAGCAGCCGUUUAUUGUUUUGCAUAGGAUGAUAGUGAACGCUGAGCAGUGGGUUAAUUUCGGCGAUCCAAUAUUAAUAACAGUACCUUAUCGUGAUCCAAUUAAGCUUGUUGAAUUCAAUGCAUUAUCAUCGCAUAUUAUAUGCGCAACAGUGUGGGAAUCGAGAUACAUCAUCAUUAAGUUGAAAGAUGGAGAAAAGGGAUACCAGCGUCCCCGUUUAGUUUGGUCUGAGUUACCUUUCAAAAGUGGGUCAAGACAAGAUGAUGAAGGAAAUCCGAUAUCCGGCCGAGAAGAAUUAUUAGGCACCGAUGACGAACUAAUGAUGGCAAGUGAAGGUAUCACAGAGGUACAGUUUGGAAACAAAUAUUCCAACACAAUUAUAAUCACCUCUAAUUACUUGGGAUACAGGCCACCAGUGUUGAUCCGCUUGCACGGUACUCAAAUUGACUCUGCCAAGCCUAACCCAAGUAAUGAUAGUCUUAGUAUAGAAAAUUCCUUUUCAAAUCAUGACAGAGAUGACGAUGAUAAUGGCGACUAUUCAAUGUUGAAGUCGUCUGAAGUGCUUCAAAGGUUUUCGGAAGUGGGAUCAUCGAUUCACGUGGCAGCAAUAUCCCCUAGAGGCGACGGCAUUGUGUUUGCUGACAAAGACGGACAUUUAUAUCUAGUAUCAGCCCCCAAUUUGAGUUCACAAUCAGGUACAGGCCUGCCUAACAAGAAGACGGUUGUGUUGUUGGGAGAAGUGGCAAAUGCAGAGAGGUAUACUGAAGCUGCAUCAAUUCAAUUUCUGGCGGAUGGAGGCAAAGUGUUUGCAGUAGACAGAAAAGGAUUAUUUCAAGUUUUCGACUUCACAAAGGGCGUACCAGGAAAAGAUUUGGAUGUUGUCAAGUGUAAAAUAAUCAGUGUAUAG
Molecule: messenger RNA, 2160 nt
Organism: Lodderomyces parapsilosis
Lineage: Eukaryota; Fungi; Ascomycota; Pichiomycetes; Serinales; Debaryomycetaceae
Gene: PTR3
Product: Ptr3p
Exons: 1
Coding region: 1-2160 (719 amino acids)
Molecular function (GO): protein binding
Source: RefSeq, a predicted model, not a curated record